Messenger RNA from Cylindrotheca closterium, 1095 nucleotides. Lineage: Eukaryota; Bacillariophyta; Bacillariophyceae; Bacillariales; Bacillariaceae. The record is from the annotation of a GenBank genome assembly.
AUGGCAAUGAAUCCUGUGUUUCAUUCAACGUCGAGCGAAAAGCCCAAGCUGCUGACAAUCUCCUUCAAGGAUGAUCCACAAGGAUCUUUGGGGGCACAGCUAAUCAACUGCGACAAGGGAGAAGCCUUUGAGAUGUUUUCUCCUGGUUUUGCCCAAAUUGGACGCUUGUUGGAAGGUGCUACGGUGGCCAGAAAGUGUGGCGUUAAUGUUGGUGAUUGCAUUGUGGCUGUCAACGGUUCAGGCUACCGCCGAUUUGCUGCAGACUUCAAGGAAGAGGAGCUUGAGAAUCUUUCAGGAGAUUCUCAUAUGUCGAAUGAUAACAAUGUGUUCACUGCUGGUACAGGAGAAGCUUAUCUUGCAUUGUUGGCCAAAAUUAAAUUUAUCAAGUCUAUGGGUGAUCCACCACUAGCAUUGAGUUUAGAACGGUAUGGUUGGGAUGCCAAAAUCAACUCCUGGCCUCGAUUUUUGGAGGCACGUGAUGGAGACGUUCCCAAUGCGAUGAAAAUGAUGCAAGAACACGAACAAUGGAAAACUGGUAUUUUCCCUAUUGAUCUUACAAGAGAUGGUGUGCAAGAGGUGUUGCGACUCAAAGCAGUGGCUGAAAUCGACCUGGACGUUAUGGAAACCCAGGUUCCAACAGUCUAUGUUAACUUUUCCAAGCUUCAAAGUGUUGACUCCAUUUCACCGGACGAUGUCUGCAAAGCAUUCAUUGUUUUCACAGAGAUGAUGUUGGCUCGAGGCAAGGAUCCCCGAAACCCUAAAGCAAACCAGUUCAUUGAUUUGUCUGGAGUCACAAUCUCCAGUGGCUUCCGCGUUGAUAUGCUGAAGAAGAUCUACAAUCUUUUCGAACCAAACUAUCCAGAAACUCUACAGAAGAUGGUCAUGUACCCAGUUUCCAACAUGCUUGCAAAAACAGCUCGUACGCUGUUGAACUUUGUCAAUGAAAAGACGCAACGGAAGUUUGUCAUUACAAACAGUCUUGCAGUAGUUUGUGAAGAAUUGGGGUGGGAUCAAAGAGAAGUCGAGUCAUGUGGUGGUGUGACAGAGUUCAUGCAUAAGCAUGAGAAGGCAGGGUCUGCGUUGAUCCUCGAAUAA